AUCUAGCGCUAUUCCUCACACCACCGUGCUCAUCGCGACUGCACGUAGGUGGCCACUCUUCAUCCUUCACCAAUUAUACACCUUGCUCGUUGCCUGCCUCCGCGGGAUCGCGACUGGUAUCAAGCCGAUCUACCAUUUCGCGCAGAGAAAACCAGCCAAGAUGGUGCAAAUCCCGACCAUCACCAUAACGCCUGCUGAACACGAGGAGCCGAGCUCACGUGAGAGCGUCAAUAUUGGUGCGCUGCUGGAGGAGAUCAGCGAAGGGACUGCAGGACUCGGGUCGCUCCUGGGGCACGCAAGUCUCAGUUCUGACGAUUGUUCCGAGCAUGGCGUCGCCGAUGAGCCGCGGACAGAUGAUCUCCUGCUCGAUGUAUCUUGCGGACAGGUCGACGAUGAAGAGGAGUUUUUGGGUGCCGGUGGACAGGAGCUGCAUGUCAAGUGUCAAGACCACGAAAUCAGACUAGACGCUCCUGAUCCGACCCUGCCUGAUGCAAUAGCCAGCGAACCUGAGAUUCACGACAUCUGUUCACGGGAUUUUGUAGAAGGGGCGAUUAAACUUAAGAGUCCAGUCACUUAUCCGCCACUAGUGCCUUCUGGGGAAGAUGAAGAAAUAGCCUCGAUUCCUCAUAAAGCCGGGUAUCCUAUUGACCACCUGACGCCAAAGGAGAGUGCUCCUGGUGGGCAGCCGAUACUGUCGGAAGGAGACGCCCACCAAAAGACUAUUCCUGGCAGCACCGUGCUUCGUGCCCUAAAAUGGGAGGGUAUCUAUGAUAACCAGAACGUUCUUAACCUGGGGGUCGUGAUUGAUGUCCCUGAACCGAAAGCUCCUAGUCGUUGUCCAGGGACUACGUCAUCUAUGGAUGAAUCCCCCGGCGAUCUUCAUAGGGCCGUCCAGCUCCCACUACCGGACAGCUUGCAAGCCACGGUGAAGAUUCGGAGUUCGCUGGCGCCUAGCCACAGCGAGGCCUCUGGGCCAUUAUCGAGUGUUCAAGGCGAGGAUGAAAGGCGAGUUGACAGUCUAACAGUCCUGCCUCAAGAGAACAGCCCCGAUAAAACAUGCUUCGCGCCGGACAAUGAAAUAUUCAUGCCCGAGGGAGCUAUGGAAACGGAAAAGUCAGCUUUCGUCCCCUUUGUGCCCCCCUCUUCGGCUCCAUGGAAAAAGUAUGUCAAUCGGGACAGUGGUUUCCCUACGACAAUGCCGGAGGCAUCAAUACCUCGCAAAAUCCCCUCUGCGGAGGUGUUUUUGCAAAAUGUUCAACCGUCAACAGCUCCGAACAGCAAGGGAUGCCCCUCUGGAGUAAAGGAAGGCUCCACUAAAAUAACGACAUACGAUAAACUUUAUUCCGUAUCCAACUCCGAUCUUGCAGGCCAGGAAUCAACCAGCAAGAUAUGGGAUUUUCCGAAAUCGAGAACGAACGCACCAUUCCACCGGCUCUUGUCCGCAUCCAUCCACGCUCCUUCAGGACAACCAUCAGAACCAAUUCAUCAUAUUGAUGUUUGGGGAGCCACUGAGUCCAUCCCCGCAAUGUCCCAGUCAAGAAGACCCCCACACGUGGUUCUUAGCAAAAACUGUCCGGACCAUCGAGCAGCGUCCUUUAUACCGCAAGGCUCGGCUACGAAGAGUGCGUUGACGAGAUCCGGUCCGCCUCUGCGACUCGCUGGACGAAGCCUGGAACAAGGCGACUGUGCCUUGAAUGUGAACUUCCCGGACCCGACCCAGUCAAGGGAGUACAUGGCUGAUCAAUGUGAUCCCAUCGCAAGGGCCCACGGGCUGCCGCCCUUACGCUCUGCCGGCACCUACGCAACUCAUGGAAGCGUCCCCCCUCGGACGGUUUCGGGUGCCAAUCAUAUAACGGCUCACAGAGAUCCUUCGACACGCGAGCCCAUCCCAGACUGGGCAGCCGAAGCUGCUGCGGAGCGAAGGUCAGCAGUCAUACCGCCGAACGUGUCUCUGGGAACAUCAGCAACCCGUGUAUCUUCGUUGCACCAGCCUACAGGUACAACGACAUUACACACGCCCAUCCCGAGGGAUGUUAUGACUACAGGGUCAAAACACGUUUCAUCCAAAGUGACCAGAUGGGCUGCCGAAGUGUCACGCGUGCGAGAGCCUGCAGCAAGCCACAUUCUGGAGGGUUCUAGUCUCGAUCCGGGUGAAGGAGUUCAACAGAGGCCGCCCCUUCUGAACCGUAAAUCGAAGACAUCGUUAUCGCUAGACGAUACGCCAGCCAUUUUCCCAAGCACAACUGGAGCGGCUUAUCACGGUCAAAGGUCAGAGCCUUCCGAAUUUGCAAAACAAAAACGUGUCGCUGAAACGCGCAGAAGAGAACAAACAAAGAUUUUCGAGGGGCAGGACAGCUCCUACUACGAACCUGGUUGCGCAAAGAUGUGGGAAGAUAUUCUAUUGGAGGCGAGACGCAUGAACGGGGAUAUGUGGAGGUCGCCUUCGAAUGCUACAGUGAGCGACUUCAGCUUGAGCGAGUGGUUUAGUCGAGGAAAAGAUCCAAUCUCUGGAGAAGACAUCGAGAGGAUGAUCCAUAUGCUCCAAGGGGGUCAUGAAAGGUAAACUUUCAAUGGACCAUGGACCCGGGCCCCGUCAUUCAGCAGCCAUGAUUUUCGGAACAGCUUUUGUGCAUUCGAGCCUGUGGAUAGUACUAGUGUCGGUGAUGUUUUGUACCGCCUUUUGUUUUGUAUCGACGUAG
Messenger RNA from Suillus paluster, 2699 nucleotides. RefSeq lists its product as uncharacterized. The transcript has 2 exons. NCBI's taxonomy places the organism in Eukaryota, Fungi, Basidiomycota, Agaricomycetes, Boletales, Suillaceae. Bases 161 to 2563 code for a protein of 800 amino acids. The record is from RefSeq and is a predicted model, not a curated record.